GUAAUGUGGUCUUACUUUUAAGCCAAACGUCAAGAAAGUUGGUCCAGUUGUAAGUGCAGGUUGUUAAAUAACGAAUACAGCCAACAUGGAAGCAGCAUUUCUUUACGUUAAAUCUGCCAUUUUCCCGAUAAAUCUUGAAUUAUUGAAGUUGAAAACCAUUUACUUUCUUUUCUACUCGUCGUUGUUUGCGUCACUGCCUUAUGUCUCCAUUAUCUCUACCCAAAUCGUCAAUUAUCAGCAAUUGUCUAUCAUCUUUUCCUGUGUCACAGUUAUUUCAACGGUGGGACCCAUCGUCACAGGAUUCGUAGCAGACAAAUUGGGCAUUUACAAGCCGAUUAUAAUCACGGCUGCGUUCAUUGUGGGAUUCAUUCAAUUACCGAUCCUCUGGCUAGAGACAGCGCACAAAAUCCAUGUAGCUGAACGGAACGACACCGUUCAAUUGGCUGGAAACGUAACACUGGCGCCCAGCUCUAACGCCGCCGUGCCACGGGACUACAUUUUCCCCAUUUUAUUGAUGAUUCGCGUUGUCGGCUUUAUAUUUUUUGAUGCCGCUACGACGCUUCUAGAUGCUGCUGGAUUGGCAAUGACGAAGAAGCACCAAGGAGACUUUGCCAAGCAAAAAACGGCAGGCUUUCUGAGUAUGAUUUUUAUUCCGGUAUUGUGCGGUCUGUUGAUUGACGCUAUCUCAGAUAAAUUAGGCUACAAGGAUUACUCGAUUGCGUUCUACAUUGCCACCGGGUUUAUAGUGAUUCUUAUGCCGAUACUCUACAGAAUGGAAGUCGAAGUUCAAAUGAACAAGCAAUCCAUAAUUUCAACAGCCAAAAAAGUUGUUGGCAUGAUCGACGUUGACGUUUUCCUUCUUGCCGAAAUCUUCGUGGGUUCUUGUAUGGGAUUUCAUAUGGCAUUUCUCAGCGUCUACGUCGAUGUUGAGCUGAUUGCAUCUAAAACUCUAUACGGACUGGCUUCCAGCUGCGGCGGAAUCAGUGCCGUGAUUUCGUUAUCUGUUGCAAAACCGAUUAUCGAUCGGUUGGGUGAGGCGAAUACGUUAGCAUUCGGAUUGGCGCUCUACUCCGUUCGAUUCGUCAUUUUUUAUUUUUUACAAAAUCCUUGGAUACUUAUUGUUACGGAAUCAUUAGAAGGAUUCUGUGGGUUUCUCGGCAUUACAACAGGCAGUUAUUUUUGUGCAGCGGCUGCUCCACCAGGAAUGCUGGCAUCCCUUAACGGGAUUCUGGCUGCAGCUACAAUGGGUCUUGGUAGAGGACUCGGCACAGCUGUUGGAAGCUUCCUUAUAUCGUCUUAUGGAAUUCGAUUGACGUAUCUACUGUUUGCCAUUCUAUCUGGUUCCAUAGCCAUUCUCUACCUGACCGCCUACCACCUGGUUUUGAAAAAGAUGGAACGUCGAAGGCUGGCUCAGCCCAAACGAGAUGAAGUGACAAUUGCAAAUGCGAAUGGUGAUUCCAGUAAAGGCGAUAUUGAAGCCACAGUUCUCUAGGAAAAAAAUAUUUCUUGACAGGACACAUAUGUCAUGUAAGUAUCACUAUAACAAACGGCUGUUGAACUGCAAACUAUUUUUUUUAUUGUUCAGGUUAACAUCGUGUAUUUUAACUGUAAAGUUGAGGAUUGAAUUGAAGACUUUUUUUUUUUUAAGUUAGAAAUGUAUUGUUCGGACGAUACACUAUACAGGCCAACAUACAAGAGUGGACACAAUUAUAUGAGAGCGCGCCAGCUUAUUACACAAAACAUACGAUAUAGUAGCGUAGACGGUCCACACAAGGACGUGGCAUUCUAGCCGCAAGCAGAGUCAGCCCAUUAGAACGUGAACUUUGCUGUUUAGUGUACUGUACCUUACAGCAAUCCAGGCCAUCGUCCUUCUUUCUCAACUGAUCAACAAUGACGCUGCUACUUUGCUCGGCUUGCCGAAAAUCUCACAUCGUCCUGAUUUUAAUAUCUUAUACUUGAUGUUCUAUCUACCAAACGCCCAUGGACAAUUGUGUGGCUUUGUUUGUUUCUUUUCCGUUCAUGGACACGUUUUACUAGCAGUACCAAAUUAUAGUGAUGUGUUUUACAAAUGGGUGAAAGAGUCGGGAUUGGAACGAGAUCCAGAAUGUCAGUGUCAAGUCCAGCAAGGACACAAGAUAAUUAACCAAUCAAGGGUCUUAUAGUAUUAUUUCAAACAAAAAUGCCAAUCCAUUUUCAAUCUAGACAAAAUUGUAAUAAACGCGUGACCGAUUUGU
Molecule: messenger RNA, 2234 nt
Organism: Daphnia carinata
Lineage: Eukaryota; Metazoa; Arthropoda; Branchiopoda; Diplostraca; Daphniidae
Product: major facilitator superfamily domain-containing protein 6-A-like
Exons: 10
Coding region: 86-1492 (468 amino acids)
Cellular component (GO): membrane
Molecular function (GO): transmembrane transporter activity
Source: RefSeq, a predicted model, not a curated record